AUUAUCAUGUAGCGUUAUCAGUUGAUAUUAAAGUGUGUAAAUAAAUGAACGAGUUAGAUGUAUUUGAAUUGUUAAAGUGAACAUUACGAAACUAUAACAAAUAUUGAAACUAUGGUUAAAAACGGAUUUUUCCUUGUGUUUGUGAUAAUAAACAGUGCAAUAUAUGUUUGUAGUGGAAAUUUGACAAAUUAUGAUUCUGAAAAUGAGAAAGAAAAUAAAGUGUUUGGAAACGCCCUUAAUGGUGGAUAUAUAAAAGACGAUGCCCAUAUUGGAAAUGACCAUCAGAGAGGUUUAAUAAUCGAUGAGAAAAACAACUAUGCUAGGAAAUUCGUUCGGAAGCGUUCGGCAAAUGGAACGGAUAUUUACGGACAUCUGGCGGGUAUUUCGGGAGGUUCCGUGAUACAUGUGGACAAGGACAAUAUUUCAAAAGCCGUUGAUGUACUGAGCACAGUGACUUUGACAAACCCUGUGAUUGUGAAACGGAGGCAACUGAAAAUUAAUGGCGUGGGACAGAUUCCAUUUUAUGUAGACAAUUCACUGACUAAAAUUGCAUUAGAAAUAAAGACAUCAUGUUGUAAACCAGACAAAGUGAUAGUCACAGAUCCGACAGGCAGCAAUUUAACAACAACAAGUGUAAAUGUGACAGUGAAGGUAGAUACGACAACAAUGACGUAUGUGAUGAUAUCACGAAAAUUUGUUCCAGGAAGUUGGAUCUUGUCAAUAUAUGACACGCACAAUCAGAACUAUGACGUCACCAUACACGGAAGCAGUUUGAUUGAUUUUGAUCUUUCGAUGUGUGACAGCUUAGGUAAUACGGUGCCAGGACAGCCGAUUCCAGGUAGCAAUUCAACAUAUGUGAAAGUCUCUCCUAUCGGACUGGACUUGGUUUCCAACUGGACAAGCUUGCAGAUGUUUGCCGUCAAUGGAACGCUAAUACAGACGACACCUGUUGGGAGGUUACGGGGGUCAAGGACAAGUAAAGCGUUUCUCAUUCCAGUGGUAUGGCCAAAAAAGGAUGUAUAUGUUGGCGUUAUUGGGAAAGACAAAGAUGGGAACAUAUUUACGAGAGAACAGGAUACUUUAGUCCAGCCAAUCGGCAUCCGGAUUAUUUUGAACAAUUCUGAAUCAGAAUCUAUUCAUUCUUGUUAUAGCCCUUUGUUUAUACCGUUUACCAUCAAAAACACGGGAGCUACUGGUGAUUUUCAACUACAAGCAGAGACAGACAACU
Messenger RNA from Ruditapes philippinarum (Manila clam), 1228 nucleotides. RefSeq lists its product as uncharacterized. The record is from RefSeq and is a predicted model, not a curated record. NCBI's taxonomy places the organism in Eukaryota, Metazoa, Mollusca, Bivalvia, Venerida, Veneridae.